CAUGAACAGGCUGUUCCCAUUUGGACAUAAAAGGAGCUGCUUCAGGACACUUGCUGCCUCACAGCUUCUUCUUUCACACUCAUUUUGCACGCAUCCUUCACAAGUGCAAGAAGCCCAUCUCUGAAAAUGGCCUACAUGGUGCUUUUCCUUCUUGCGCUGCUCCGAGUUGCAUCUUCCACACUCCCAGAUCAACGGCUGUGUGACCCAGAGCCACGUGGAGACACACCAACUUUCUGCUCUAAUUACAAAAACAUUAUAUACCUUGAUGCUAAACAGACAGAACUCCAAGACAACCAAAGAAUGCUGGAACAAAAGAUUGCUGCCAUGGAUGGUAAGACCAGACUAGACAUUGGUGAGCUGAAAACCUUAGUAACCAAUCUAACAAGUGCACUGGAGGACCUUGGAAGGAUGGCGAACCAAACAGAGAUGCGACUCAGAGACGCGAAGACGCAGCUGAAGAGCCACGAAGAUGACAUCGCCGACAUGAAGAGAGACAUUCAAGAUCUGCAUGCACACAGGGAAACAGUAGGGGGGAACCUGGAGGAGAUUGAAAAGAAACUCGGUACAACAGAGAGGCAGUUGAGGGAAAAGAAAGCCAAGCUUGAAAGUCUGGAGACAGAAACUGAGGCUGCGUUCAACGUCACAGAAAGACUCCUGAAUGUAUAUAAGAAUGAACUUUCCAACCUGAACACCAAAGCCCAGGAGCUUGAAGGCAAAUUUGAAUCCAAACUGGAAGCCACGAAGACAACAUUUGGAACUAAACUGGACAAAAUACAAGAAAACAGCGAAGCUUUCAGAGCAAAACUGAAUGAACAAAAAUCUCAGGCUGCGGAAUUUAGAGACAAAACUGAGAGCAGAUUCACUGUUGUUGAUGAACAGUUGAAAACACAAAAACUCACAGUGGACCAGCAGAGGACCCACAUUGACGCGCUCAAGAGAGACACUGCAGAAAUAAAACACAGACUGGGCACAACUCAGGAAAAACUUAAUGAGCAAAAUAAACUCAGAAAUGACGUGGACAGACUUACAGAAAACGUCAAUGCUAAGGUGGCAUUUUCUGCAACUGUAAUCGAGUCUCCUGCUGUGUUCACGGGACCUGCGGACACCUCCAAUCUUCUGGUCUUUGACAAAGUCUUCACAAACGUCGGUAAUGCUUACAAUCCUAAAACAGGAAUCUUCACUGCUCCACGGAAAGGGGUUUAUCACUUUUCAUUCAUGACCUUUGGCUACAACCUCUACACGUCAGGAGCCAUCCUGGUGAAGAACGGCCAUUACCAAGUCAGCACCUGGGAAUUCACAGGACCAGAUUCCACCGACACCACCAGCAACACAGUCAUUCUUGAACUGAAUGCUGGAGAAACCGUCAACAUCAUCCUGUGGAAGGGAGGAAAAGUACAUACAAGUGUCUUCAGCGGGUUCCUCGUCUUCCCAUCAUAGAUCUUGUGAAUG
This is a messenger RNA of Scatophagus argus, 1449 nucleotides long. Its product is annotated as protein CROWDED NUCLEI 2-like. The coding region runs from base 127 to 1437 and encodes 436 amino acids. Gene Ontology annotation, molecular function: protein binding. Lineage: Eukaryota; Metazoa; Chordata; Actinopteri; Scatophagidae. The transcript has 6 exons. The record is from RefSeq and is a predicted model, not a curated record.